Pelmatolapia mariae (spotted tilapia) is the source of this 3513-nucleotide messenger RNA. Its product is annotated as protein NLRC3-like. The record is from RefSeq and is a predicted model, not a curated record. NCBI's taxonomy places the organism in Eukaryota, Metazoa, Chordata, Actinopteri, Cichliformes, Cichlidae. Gene Ontology annotation, molecular function: protein binding. The transcript is spliced from 9 exons. Bases 68 to 3163 code for a protein of 1031 amino acids. Gene Ontology annotation, biological process: intracellular signal transduction.
CUUUCACUUCCUGAACUUCGUGGAGUGGAGCUUAUUGUUGUUGUUGUGAAGAAACUACUGACUGAAGAUGAUGAUGGAGGAAAAGGAGGACAGAGCAGGGUCCAGCUGUCCGUCUGUGAGGAGUGACCGGUCCAAAGAUCAAAAUCCUCCGGUCUUCAGUGCUGAUCCUGGACCAGCGAGAGGUCAGAGGUCACAGUCUGCAGGGUCCAGCUGUCCGUCUGUGAGGAGUGACCGGUCCAAAGAUGACCCUCCAAACUUCAGUGGUGAACCUGGACCAACGAGAGUGGACCAGCAGAGCUCAGAGGUUCCCAGUGGUCAGUCUGCCCAGCAGCAUCAAACACACCUGGACUCCAUAUUUAUGAUACUGGAGAACAAAAUCAUCACUUUUGUGAAGAAUGAGCUAAAGAAGAUCCAGAAGGAUCUGAGUCCAGAUGACCUAGAAUGCUUAAAGAGUCAAUGUGAGGAUGGGGAUCUAUUACAGGAUGAGGAUGAAGAGCAGAGUAAGAGCAGCAGAGAAGCAUUUGUAAAAAUCACACUGCACUUUCUGAAGAGAAUGAAGCAGAAGAAAUUGGCUGAGCGUUUGCAGAGAGGAACCUGCAAUAGAAAUUUCCAGUGGUGUCAGCAUGAAUUUAAAUCUAAGAUUAGGAAGAAGUUCCAGUUUGUGUUUGAGGGCAUCGCUAAAGCAGGAAACCCAACCCUUCUGAAUCAGAUCUACACAGAGCUCUACAUCACAGAGGGAGGGACUGCAGAGGUCAAUGAUGAACAUGAGGUCAGACAGAUUGAAACAGCAUCCAGGAAAUCCGGCAGUCUAGAAGCAAUAAUCAGACCAGAAGACCUUUUUAAAGCCUCACCUAAUAGAGAUGAACCAAUCAGAACAGUGCUGACAAAGGGAGUGGCUGGCAUUGGGAAAACAGUCUUAACACAGAAAUACAGCCUGGACUGGGCUGAAGACAAAGCCAACCAGGACAUCCAGUUCAUAUUUCCAUUCACUUUCAGAGAGCUGAAUGUGCUGAAAGAGGAAAAGUUCAGCUUGGUGGGACUUGUUCAUCACUUCUUUACUGAAACCAAAGAAGCAGGAAUCUGCAGCUUUGAAGACUUCCAGGUUGUGUUCAUCUUUGAUGGUCUGGAUGAGUGUCGACUUCCUCUGGACUUCCACAAAACUACAAUCCUAACUGACCCUAGAAAGUCCACCUCAGUGGAUGUGCUGCUGAUAAACCUCAUCAGGGGGAAACUGCUUCCCUCUGCUCGCCUCUGGAUAACCACACGACCUGCAGCAGCCAAUCAGAUCCCUCCUCACUGUGUUGAUAUGAUGACAGAUAUCAGAGGGUUCACCGACCCACAGAAGGAGGAGUACUUCAGGAAGAGAUUCAGAGAUAAGAAACAGAUCAGCAGGAUCAUUCCCCACAUUAACACAUCACGAAGCCUCCACAUCAUGUGCCACAUCCCAGUCUUCUGCUGGAUCACUGCUACAGUUCUGGAGGAUGUGCUGGAAACCAGAGAGGGAGGACACCUGCCCAAGACCCUGACUGAGAUGUACAUCCACUUCCUGGUGGUUCAGGCCAAAGUGAAGAAGGUCAAGUAUGAUGGAGGAGCUGAGACAGAUCCACACUGGAGUCCAGAGAGCAGGAUGAUGAUGGAGUCUCUGGGAAAACUGGCUUUUGAUCAGCUGCAGAAAGGAAACCUGAUCUUCUAUGAAUCAGACCUGACAGAGUGUGGCAUCGAUAUCAGAGCAGCCUCGGUGUACUCAGGAGUGUUCACACAGAUCUUUAAAGAGGAGAGAGGGCUGUACCAGGACACGGUGUUCUGCUUCAUCCAUCUGAGUGUUCAGGAGUUUCUGGCUGCUCUUUAUGUCCAUCUGACCUUCAUCAACUCUGGACUCAAUCUGCUGGAAGAACAAGAAACAACGUCCAAGAACUCUGAAACAAGAGAAUCUGCAGAGAAACACUUCUACGAGACUGCUGUGGACAAGGCCUUACAGAAUCCAAAUGGACACCUGGACUUGUUCCUCCGUUUCCUCCUGGGUUUUUCACUGCAGACCAAUCAGACUCUCCUACAAGGUUUGCUGACACAGACUGGAAGUAGCUCACAGAGGAGUCAGGAAGCAGUCCAGUACAUCAAGAAGAAGCUCAGUGAGAACCUCUCUGCAGAGAAAAGCAUCAAUCUGUUCCACUGUCUGAACGAACUGAAUGAUCAUUCUCUAGUGGAGGAGAUCCAACAGUCUCUGAGUUCGGGAAGUCUCUCCACAGAUAAACUGUCUCCUGCUCAGUGGUCAGCUUUGGUCUUCAUCUUGCUAUCAUCAGAAAAAGAUCUGGAUGAGUUUGACCUGAAGAAAUACUCUGCUUCAGAUGAGGCUCUUCUGAGAAUGCUGCCAGUGGUCAAAGCCUCCAACAAAGCCCAUCUAUCAGGUUGUCUUAUAACAGAGGAAGGCUGUACUUCUCUGGCCUCAGCUCUGAGCUCCAACCCCUUCCAACUGAGAGAGCUGGACCUGAGCUACAAUCAUCCAGAGACUUCAGGAAUGAAGUUGCUGUCGGCUGGACUGAAGGAUCCACGCUGGAGACUAAACACUCUCAGGGUGGAGCCUGCUGGAGUCCGAUGGUUGAGACCAGGUCUGAGGAAGUAUUCCUGUCAACUCACAAUCGACACAAACACAGUACACACAAACCUCCAAAUGUCUGACAACAACAGGAAGGUGACACAUGUGGAGGAGGUUCAGUCAUAUCCUGAUCAUCCAGACAGAUUUGAUGUUUAUCUUCAGCUGCUGUGUAGAAAUGGUCUGACUGGUCGCUGUUACUGGGAGGUCGAGUGGAGAGGAGAGGUUUAUAUAUCAGUGAGUUACAGAAGCAUCAGAAGGAAAGGCCGUGGUGAUGACUGCUUACUUGGAGGGAAUGAUCAGUCCUGGAGGCUAAACUGUUCUGAUGAUGGUCCUGUUUAUGUCUGUUACAAUAACAGAGUAACAUCCAUCUCCUCUUCCUCCUCCUCCUCCUCCUCCUCCUCUGUCUCUAACAGAGCAGCAGUGUAUGUGGACUGUCCUGCUGGCACUCUGUCCUUCUACAGAGUCUCCUCUGACACUCUGAUCCACCUCCACACCUUCAACACCACAUUCACUCAAACUCUUUAUCCUGGGUUUAGAUUAGGUUUUGAUUCCUUAUUAACUCUGUGCUGAGUGGAGUGUAAAGAGUGUCUCCUGUUAGAGAAACACUCUGACUGUUGAACAGAUAGUUCAGUCUGUACAUCUCUGUCUCUUUCACUCACAAAUACGUUUUCAGAUUCAUGGAUUGAAUCAGUUGAUGUUUGACACUGUUCUAAAUGAUUCCUUGUAAACUUCUUCCUCUUCAGUCCUUUAAAGAUGGAAGCUCCCAUUAUUCCAGGAUCCACAUGUUGUUUUUCUGUCUUUUUCCACUCAAAGCUUCACAGUGAAUAUCAGUACGUUAUGUUUCUCUGAAGCUCAGUUCACAACCAGCUCCUCUGCAUUUUCAACAAGUCUGAGCUCAUUAAAAUGAAUUCAAAUGUUUG